AAAAUAGUCAUAGCUGAUUGAUAGUUAGAGGGCAUUGGCGGCGCUUGGAUGACAAUAUCUGUGAAGGCUGUGGAAACUAAGGGAACUGACUGAAGAAGUAAACGGUGCAGCCGACGCUUAGCAACUUUGAAUGCAGCGCAAAUUGAUUUAACACAGCGGAGACCUUUUUAUUUGCUUUGCUGUUUGCUGUUAAAUUGGCAGAAGAAUGUCUGUGGUUGAGGAAUACGAAGAAGGGGAGUAUGAGAGAGCUGCCAAGCGACUCAAGACUGUAGAGGUAGAGUUGGAGGAAGGAGAGGACUUAGAAGAGGGAGAGGACUCGGAUUCAGCAUCUCCUGGCUUGCUGCUUGGGGACGAUGAUACACCCUUAGCAGGUGGAGGAGAAAAAAAGGCCCAUUGGUCUUCAUCAAAAUAUGGAUCAAAUAGAAGGGACAAUGGGGACGAUGCCCACCAGAUUCCCCCCUCCCCGGUGGUCCACGUGCGAGGGUUGUGCGAGUCCGUGGUGGAGGCAGACCUGGUUGAAGCCCUGGAGAAGUUCGGGACGAUAUGCUACGUGAUGAUGAUGCCUUUUAAGAGGCAGGCUCUGGUGGAGUUUGAGGGUGUUGAAAGUGCUGACAAGUGCGUGGCAUGCGGUGCCAGUGAGGCUGUCUACAUAGCUGGGCAGCAAGCCUUCUUUAAUUAUUCUACCAGUAAAAGGAUCACGCGUCCGACCAACUCAGACAACCCCAACAGUGGCAAUAAGGUCUUGUUGUUGUCCAUUCAGAAUCCUCUUUACCCCAUAACAACGGAUGUUUUAUACACUGUCUGCAACCCGACUGGAAACGUCCUCCGUAUUGUAAUAUUCAAAAGGAAUGGCAUACAAGCCAUGGUGGAAUUCGAAUCUGUUCAAAGUGCUCAGAAAGCCAAAGCUGCCCUCAACGGUGCUGAUAUCUACGCUGGGUGCUGCACGCUGAAAAUUGAAUACGCAAGGCCAACCCGUCUUAACGUGAUAAGAAAUGAUAAUGAUAGUUGGGACUACACUAAACCGUAUUUGGUUAGACGAGAUAGGGGGAAGGGAAGGCAGCGGCAAGCCAUCCUAGGAGAGCACCCAUCUUCCUAUGGUGACAAUGGGUAUGGUUCUCACUGCCCCCUGCUGCCUUUACCAAGUAACAAUCGGUAUAAAAUGGGCUCUCAUGACAUCCCGGAGGUGGUUACUUACCCACUCCCCCAAACCUCCUAUUACAUGGGCCUUGGGGCUUCCUCCUCCAGCUCCGUUGCCAUGGUGAGCGGGCUGCAUGCCAAGAGAAUGAACUGCACCAGAAUCUUCAACCUCUUCUGUUUGUAUGGGAACAUUGAGAAGGUCAAGUUUAUGAAAAGCGUGCCUGGUACAGCACUGGUGGAAAUGGGUGACGAAUAUGCUGUGGAUAGAGCCAUCACGCACCUCAACAGCAUCAAGGUGUUUGGAAAGAGACUCAAUGUCUGUGUGUCGAAGCAGCAUGCAGUUAUACCAAGCCAGGUGUUUGAACUGGAGGACGGCACAAGCAGUUAUAAGGACUUUGCCAUGACCAGGAACAAUCGAUUUACCAGCGCCGGUCAAGCUUCCAAGAACAUCAUCCAGCCCCCCUCCUGCGUCCUGCACUUCUACAACGUACCCCCGUGUGUCACAGAGGAGGAGCUGCAGCAGUUGUGUACAACACAUGAUGUACCUGAGUUUAUAAAGUACAAGGUGUUUGACGCCAAACCUUCUUCCAAAACUAUAUCAGGGCUGUUAGAAUUUGAAACCAAGACACAUGCGGUGGAGGUCCUAACGGUACUGAAUCAUUACCAGAUCAGAAUACCAAAUGGCUCCAAUCCGUACACCUUGAAACUCUGUUUCUCUACAUCUUCUCAUCUAUAAGACAAGGCAAGGGUCCGCCCACAGCAGGAGAAGCUUGUAGGAACUACUGCUGGAGUGCCAGUGGCCACCCUGGCUGUUGAAUGGGAAGAGAUGAGAUAAAGUUGCCUUUUCUUACCUUCAUUCACAUUUAAAGUGUAUUUUAACCAUGAAGGAGGAUGAUGAGGAAAUUCCAAAAGAAGUACAAAACUCUGAAGAUGAUAUUCUCUUUAAAAAGGACCUCUUCUUGUAUAAUCUGGGGCACAACAGGCAUUAGGAAUGUCGAGGGAGAACUGCCACCAGUUUUAAUGCUGUGACCUUGUCGGUUAAGUCUGUUCAAGCACUUUUUUAAGAGAACUUUGUUGCUGUUGUAUGGUUCAGCUGUUAUCAUUUCCUAGAGGGCCACAUAGAAAUUAUUCUCAGAUGUCUGUUUAAAUCAAUUUUAUUGAGCUAUAGUCAGCACUAUUAUAACAUUUUAAAAUCAUAAUUAAAAAAAAUGGUUGCCUAAAUCCCAGACUUAAGCUUGCACUUAAAAGAACAACAUGUUUAUAAGUGUUAACAAUUAGGCUGCUUAGGGGCUCCUGAGUGGCACAUCCAGUAAAGGCGCUCCUCGUGGAGUGCAGGAUGUGCCCUAUAGUCUGGACGUCGCGAGUUUGAGUCCAGGCUAUUCCUUUGCCGACCGAGGACGGGAGCUUCCAGGGGGUGGCGCUCAAUUGUCCGAGCGCCGCCCAGGGAGAGGGAGGGUUAGGUCGGCCAGGGUGUCCUUGGCUCACCGCUCACCAGCGACCCCUGUAGUCUGGCCGUUCGCCUGCGGGCUUGCCUGUAAGCUGCCCGAGAGCUGCAUUGUCCUCCGACGCUGUAGCUCUUGGGUGGCUGCAUGGUGUCCGCAGUGUGAAAAAAAGCGGUCAGCUGACGGCACACGCUUCAGAGGACAGCGUGUUUCAUCUUCGCCCUCCCGAGUCAGCGCAGGGGUGGUAGCGGUGAGCUGAGCCUAAAAAUAAUUGGCCACUUCAAAUUGGGGAGAAAAUAAUAAAAAAAUAAUUGGCAAAAUAAAAGAAAAUUAGGCUGCUUUGUAAUAUACAGAGGUGUAUAAUAUUUGUGGUGGGCGGUGUUAUUAUCAAUCUAAUUUAAAGCUUGAUGUCUAAAAAUAAGUAAUAUAACUAGUUUUGUUAAAAACAGGUACUUUGAUCUGACUUGAGACUGUAUUUGUACAAUGUUUACACAAGUUCUUGGUUUGUGUAGUUCAGUGUUUUGACAGCACCGUUUAAAUGUUUUUAUUUGGCAUGUCGCCAUGUAUGAAGUUUUCACUGUGAGCAUGAAGAUCAUUAAAAACAUUUGCCAGACAA
This is a messenger RNA of Acipenser ruthenus (sterlet), 3195 nucleotides long. Its product is annotated as heterogeneous nuclear ribonucleoprotein L-like. The record is from RefSeq and is a predicted model, not a curated record. Gene Ontology annotation, molecular function: mRNA binding. NCBI's taxonomy places the organism in Eukaryota, Metazoa, Chordata, Actinopteri, Acipenseriformes, Acipenseridae. Bases 206 to 1873 code for a protein of 555 amino acids. Gene Ontology annotation, biological process: regulation of RNA splicing; mRNA processing. The transcript is spliced from 13 exons. Gene Ontology annotation, cellular component: nucleus.